This is a messenger RNA of Brassica oleracea var. oleracea, 759 nucleotides long. RefSeq lists its product as uncharacterized. Bases 197 to 574 code for a protein of 125 amino acids. NCBI's taxonomy places the organism in Eukaryota, Viridiplantae, Streptophyta, Magnoliopsida, Brassicales, Brassicaceae. The record is from RefSeq and is a predicted model, not a curated record. The transcript has a single exon.
UAAUAUUUUUUAAAUUGAUCUCUAGACAUACACAAGCAUAAUUCAUCUUGAAUAUAAUGUACCUGAUCUCCCUUCUAUAUAUAUCCUAUAUUACAUAAGCCAAAAGUGUUAUUACAAGACACAAAAAGAAGAAAGCAUUUCUCCUUUUUUUCUUCCUAAAAGCAGACCCAGCUUCUUGAGGUUGUUGCAAGUGAAGAUGUUGAAAUCAAAGUCAUGCAGAGAAGAGAUGAGUAGCAGCAGUAUGGCCUACAAAUACCAUUGCUUAACGAAUGGUGGAACACCAGAAGCAGUAGCAGCACCAAGCCCAACAAACCCACAGCUUCCAGUGAUGUUGAGAUCUUAUAGCACGUCAACUUAUAGUCCACACAAGAAUCCAACAACGGUGAGAGACAAUCCCAACAGUAAAUCGAAUAGUAAGGUGAAGAAAGGGUUAAAGGAGGCAGAGAUUCAGAGGAAGAAGAGAGUGGCUGCUUAUAACGUGUAUGGUGUUGAAGGGAAAGUGAAGGGAUCUAUUAGAAAGAACUUCAAGUGGUUCAAGGAGACUUGUUCAAAUGCUGUCAAUGGUUUGUGGUGAUCUGAUAGAGAGAUAUUCAGCAAAAGGGAAGAGUAGUAAUCAACGUACGAUAUCUGAUUGUAUUAAGAGUGGUUUUAGGAGUUCAUCUUAAUAAUAAGAGCAAGAGACACAAGCAAGCAAGUGUGGUAUCUGAUUGUUCUGUUUGUAAACUAAAGGAUAAGUACAUAAUAAAACUGUUGUCUUUU